This is a messenger RNA of Setaria italica (foxtail millet), 1317 nucleotides long. Its product is annotated as aluminum-activated malate transporter 10. NCBI's taxonomy places the organism in Eukaryota, Viridiplantae, Streptophyta, Magnoliopsida, Poales, Poaceae. Gene Ontology annotation, biological process: malate transport. Bases 1 to 1317 code for a protein of 438 amino acids. The record is from RefSeq and is a predicted model, not a curated record. Gene Ontology annotation, cellular component: plant-type vacuole membrane. The transcript is spliced from 3 exons.
AUGGACGGCGCCGCGAGGGAAGCGAAGGGUGGUCUGGAAUGCCGGGUGACGGUGUCGGAGGGCGCGUCGGUGACGGUGGAGCACGAGGCAGCCGGCGGCGCGGCGGCGAGGGCGUGGUGGGCGUGGCUGCUCGCCUGCGUGGCCGCGGCGUGGGGCAGGGUGGCGGGGUUCGCGACCGAGGUGUGGAGGAUCGGGGCGGAUGAUCCCAGGAAGGCCGUGCAUGGGCUCAAGGUGGGCCUCUCGCUCGCGCUCGUGUCCAUCUUCUACUACAUCAGGCCCCUCUACGACGGCGUCGGUGGGGCUGCCAUGUCGGCCAUCAUGACCGUCGUCGCCGUCUUCGAGUACACUGUGGGUGGCAGCGUGUACAAGAGUUUCAACAGAGCCGUGGCGACGGCGAGCGCCGGCGUCCUCGCGCUCGGCGUGCACUGGGUGGCGGACAAAACCGGCGAGUUCGAGCCCUACAUCCUCACCGGCUCCAUCUUCCUGCUGUCUGCGGCGGCCACCUUCUCGCGGUUCAUCCCGACGGUGGAGGCCCUGUUCGACUACGGCGUCACCAUCUUCAUCCUGACGUACAGCCAGCUGGUGGCCGUGUCCGGGUACCGGGUCGACGAGCUGGCGGCGCUGGUGCAGCAGCGGAUCUUCACCGUCGCCAUCGGCAUCUUCAUGUGCCUCGCCGUCGCCAUCUUCGUCUGCCCCGUGUGGGCCGGCCAGGAGCUGCACCUCCUGACCACGCUCAACAUGGAGGAGCUCGCCGCCGCCUUGGACUGCGUCGAGGACUACUUCGCCGAGGGCCCCGCCGCGCAGCCGCAGGCCAGGUCCGACGGGUACCGGUGCGUGCUCAACUCCAAGGACUCCGAGGACGAGCAGGCGAACCUUGCUUGGUGGGAGCCGGCGCACGGCCGGUUCGGCUUCCGCCACCCCUACGGCAAGUACGGCAAGGUCGGCGCCGCCAUGCGGGCCUGCGCGUGCUGCGUGAAGGCCCUGAGCACCUGCGCGUCCGCCGAGGCGCCGGCGCCCGAGCACGUGAAGCGGCUCGUCCGCGACGCGUGCACCAGGGCCGGCGCGCGGUGCGCGCAGGUGCUCAGGGAGGCGUCGCGCUCCGUCGCCACGAUGACGACCUCCUCGCGGGCGCUGAGCCUCGCCGUCGCGGACAUGAACACGGCGGUGCACGAGCUGCAGGGCGACAUGCGGUCCCUCCCGUCGCUGGUGGACGACACGAUGCCCGUCUUCACCGUGGCGUCUCAGCUGGUGGAGUUAGCAGCGAGGGUCGAGGGCGUCGUGGACGCCGUCAAGGAGCUGGCGACCCUUGCGUGUUAA